UUUGCUUCUUAGCAAAAUGCGACCCCUGACCGAGGAGGAGACCCGAACCUUGUUCCAGAAGCUCUCGAAAUAUAUUGGGGAAAAUAUUCAGUUGCUUGUGGACCGACCUGAUGGCACCUACUGUUUCCGGCUCCACAAAGACAGAGUCUACUAUGUCAGUGAGAAGAUUCUUAAGCUGGCAGUAAAUAUCUCCCGAGAGAACUUGGUGUCUUUGGGGACCUGCUUUGGGAAAUUCACCAAGACCCAGAAGUUCAGAUUGCACAUCACUGCCCUGGAUUACCUGGCACCUUAUGCAAAGCAUAAAGUAUGGGUGAAACCUGGAGCAGAGCAGUCAUUCUUAUAUGGCAACCAUGUGUUAAAGUCUGGCCUGGGUCGAAUCACAGAAAAUACUAAUCAGUAUCAGGGACUGGUGGUUUACUCCAUGGCAGAUGUACCUUUGGGUUUUGGUGUGGCAGCAAAGUCUACACAGGAUUGCAGGAAGGUGGACCCUAUGUCCAUUGUUGUGUUUCACCAAGCUGACAUUGGGGAAUAUGUGCGCCAUGAAGACACACUGAUUUAAUUCUUAUGGACUUGUGACUGAGAGAAAGACCUUUGUUUUUCUCUCGUGGGAGCAGCUGAACUACACAUCCAUCCUUUUACGGACUUACAGAGUGGCCUGUGGAUACAUGUGGUCUUCUGUUGACCAUUCUCACUAUUGCAGAAGCACCAGGGCCUAAUGCAUCGAACACUGGACUUGGAAGUAGGAAGACCAGGGUUUGAAUCUAAUGCUUAG
Gracilinanus agilis (Agile Gracile Mouse Opossum) is the source of this 772-nucleotide messenger RNA. It is a transcript of the gene NIP7, whose product is annotated as nucleolar pre-rRNA processing protein NIP7. The transcript is spliced from 5 exons. Lineage: Eukaryota; Metazoa; Chordata; Mammalia; Didelphimorphia; Didelphidae. Gene Ontology annotation, cellular component: nucleolus; nucleus; preribosome, large subunit precursor. Gene Ontology annotation, molecular function: RNA binding. Gene Ontology annotation, biological process: ribosome assembly; ribosomal large subunit biogenesis. Bases 17 to 559 code for a protein of 180 amino acids. The record is from RefSeq and is a predicted model, not a curated record.